This is a messenger RNA of Mesorhabditis belari, 1467 nucleotides long. The record is from the annotation of a GenBank genome assembly. NCBI's taxonomy places the organism in Eukaryota, Metazoa, Nematoda, Chromadorea, Rhabditida, Rhabditidae.
AUGACGAGGAAGAAGACUAUUGAAAAGAAGGCUCAAACGGUCCCCUCAGAUGAACCUACAAAUAAUGAAGCUGUUGCAAGUGAACCUUCAUCGAGCACUCCAAACGAGCCUGAGGCCACAGAACAAGUCUCAGAACUUGUAAAUGGCGUCACGAAUUUAUCGAUGACAGAUAAGGAGCGAGGAGAAAUGGACCGACAAACAAAAUCUAAAGAACAAAUUAAAGCUGAAAGGGAAGCAAAGAAAGCUGAGAAAGCCAAUAAAAAAGCUAAUGCAACAUCAAAAGUGGUUGCAUCGCCAGCACCGCAAAUACAACAGCAUGCUCCUCAAAUACCAAAUGGUCAAACUCUACUUUCUACAACUCAGGUGAGCAAACUGGAAAACAAAAAGGACGUAACACAGAAACCGCCGUCACCGGAACCAAAAUCAGCUAUAAAGAAAGAUACGGCUAGAGGAAAUCGUGAAGUGCAAUUUGAUCUGAAUACAACUGUGCUCAGAACGCCUUCCGAAGAAACCAUAUCAGAUUUGCCAAAGAUGUGUGAGAGAGGACAAGUUGCCGACGUUGAUGAUUUGUGCGAGGAAUUUCUUGGCGCGUUUAUCAAAUUUAUCAGUGAUUGGGGUGCUGAAAGGUUGCAUAACUCAGAUGCCGAUCCGACCGCCCUCGGAUUUGACCUUGAUUUGGCUAUUCGACCACAGCUCGGAUACUUGACAGAAGAUGGUCGUUGGCCGUUACCUUAUGCUCUUGGGAAUCUUGUACGACAACUAAAGCGAGAAAUUAAACGACUUGAUGAACCAUGCAAACAUGCUCAUACGAAAGAAGAUGGAACAGUUGCUGCCGAGCUGCCGGGUGGAUGUGAUAAAUUAAAAGAACUCGAAGAAUGGCUUGAGGAAGCGCGUUAUUCAUGCUUUGAGUUGGCAACUAAUUCCAUUUCUACUCAUUUGAUGCAAAAGAGGAAGUUUUCAAAAAAGAUUGUCACAUUUGACUGGUGUCGUGUUGUUAAUCGAAUUUUACUCGAUUCUCUCGUUGGCGAAGAUCCUGAUUUGAAACACAUCGUCGUGCUUGAUCAGCAGUUGAAUGGUCGAGGAGUGCGCCACAUGGACACUUUACUAGACAAAAAUGUGAAGCUGGAUUAUGGGGAUCUUCGUUCCUUGUCGGUCGCAUUGCAUAAGUGUUCAAUCGUGCUUAUUGGAUGUUCGGCCGUUUUGUCGAACGGGUGUGUGGCGGUUCCCAAAGGAUCUUUAUCGAUUGCUUUGUCCGCUCAAGCCAACAAUAUCCCGUUUAUGGUUUGUGCACAAACUUUCAAAUUUGUGGAUAAGGUGCAAACGUAUGGACGAAUGGCGUUACUUGGUCGUGAAAACAUGGAGCUCGUUCCUUCAAGUCUCAUCACCGCGAUUGUAACCGAUAUUCGUAUUGUGCCACCGUCUUCAGCGCCAGCGAUUCUCAAGGCUAAAGCCCUAGAAAGCCAAAAU